AUGGGUGUCAUCAGAGACGAGGCAAUGGACGCGGGUGGAGUGUUGACUAGUGACGGUGGAUGUUGGCUUCGCGGCGCUGAUAGAGACAUUGGCCUUUCGCUGUACACUCCGGCCUAUGCAUCUCAAAUUCACCCCGAACGAAGAAGUCCUUCUCUCACCCUUUCGAGCGUCUUCAAGAUCGAAAGCAGCAGUCGAUAUGGCUUCGAGGUCGAUGUUCGCGUCAGCGAGGAGAGCCAGGAAUGGCCCGAGCUUAUCAUCGACGUCGGUUGCUAUCACCUGGGCUACGUCAUGCACGUUCGCAAUGACAACUUAAAGACCGAUGGUCAAGAAACCGGCGUUGAGACGAUCUAG
Messenger RNA from Cyclocybe aegerita, 351 nucleotides. NCBI's taxonomy places the organism in Eukaryota, Fungi, Basidiomycota, Agaricomycetes, Agaricales, Hemipholiotaceae. The record is from the annotation of a GenBank genome assembly.